Molecule: messenger RNA, 1482 nt
Organism: Mesorhabditis belari
Lineage: Eukaryota; Metazoa; Nematoda; Chromadorea; Rhabditida; Rhabditidae
Source: the annotation of a GenBank genome assembly
AUGUCUGCUGACGUGGACACCAUCGCGCGGAAACCGCAAUUUGCCAUUGUGAAAUUGGGCACUGAUGUCGAUCCGGCUGAGUUCUACGCGCUGCUGUCCUCGAAAGGUCACAUGGAAGUUUCGUUUGUGCAGGAUCUCUGGGAUUCUCCCUACCUACAGGGACGCAAGGAUGAGCUCAUGAAAGAGAUACAAAUGAACGCCACCAUUGACGCGGUUUCUUCGGGAAAGGUGACUGAGGAUUCGCCGAACGGAUCCACGAGAUUGGCUUCACCGAAAGAGAUUGAGAAUAUUGAUGUGAAAGCGGAAAAUGAGGUCAAGGAAGUGCCGAUCAUUUUGCGACAAGAAUCAUCAUCACCUGAGGCUUCUGAGCUCUCCGUUGCGGCUUCGUUUCCCAUUAAACCGAGAACCGUGACAAAGACCUCAAAAACGAAUCCAAAUGCGCCGAUGAUUAAAUGCAAUUUGUGCGAUAAUAUGAUCAUGGCGACAAGACUCUCAAAUCUAACAAAUCAUGUGCGACGACACGCCUUUUUAAAGCAAUACUCGUGUGUCUAUUGUGAAUACAAUCACAAUGAAAUGGCAAAAGUACGCCUUCACAUGUUACACAAUCAUAAAGACGGUGAAAAUUCCCCGUUGGACAAUUUGACACCGGAGAUGCAAACACAAUGGGACAUGUUGAUGACACAGUGCUUUCCCGGUUUUGAUCCAAAGACGCUGAAAGGAGUGCGCAGUGAAGGAACAACGCAAACGUGUAUCGAAUGCGGAGAAGCGGUCAAAGAGAAACACCUUGAGGCACAUAUACAAGCAAGACAUCAUGAGGAGUGCCAUCCGUUUUGUUGCAAGAGUUGCGGAUACGAGAACGCGGAUGAGUGGAAAGUUCGGUUACACAUCAUUGUGAGACACGCCGAAGAGGCGGCUGGCACCUAUCCACAACCACUUCCACCCGAUACACGAUGGGGAUUGUAUAAGAGAAAAUAUUUCCCCUCAUUGCCCGGUGCUGAUGAAGAAGAGGAGAAACUCUUUGAUCAAUUGAAAGCUAUCUCGAAGAAAGAUCAUCGCAAUGAGGGACCUAUCCAAAAGGAUAAAGUUCAAUGCAAAAUUUGCAGCAAAAUGAUCGAUUUUCCUAAUAAUGCUCUUCACACAUUGUUACUUCAUGCGAAGACACAUUGCACGACAAAGCCUCACACAUGUUCAGUCUGUGGCUUUGCCUCUUUCGUCCCGGCACCCGUUCGAUCACACAUCGCAACUGUACACGCCACUGAUCCCACUGCAAGUGUUGUUGAGGCUGGAACAAAAGAGUUACACGUGGCCUGGUUGACGACGAUGCUUCAAUGUUAUCCAUAUUUUGAGCAAAGGAUAAAACGAUUCCGAUACAAAGGGAAAUCUUGGGUUGAGGAUGGAGAUGAACCACCGGCGAAGAUCUCCAGAGCGGACACGAUAUUGCAAAUAGCCAAUACUUUGCUGACGAACUCGGUGGCUGCCAGU